Cladocopium goreaui is the source of this 2930-nucleotide messenger RNA. The record is from the annotation of a GenBank genome assembly. Lineage: Eukaryota; Dinophyceae; Suessiales; Symbiodiniaceae.
GAAGGAAGCCCCGCACGGACCGAAAGGACCAAGCAGCCCUUCAAUGCAGUUGGUUGUGAGGUCAAGGGAAAGAAAAACAAGGGAGCGAAGGGUAGUGGCUUGGGCAAAGCCCCUUCCGCCUCUUCCGCUUCAAAUGCGGGAGGGAAAGGGAAAGGCCCUGCUCCUUUGUCCUCUCAGCGCAAAGUCCACUUUGAGGAAAAUGGUCAGACUAAGGAUUCCUCUCUUAUUGCUCAACUCAAGGCUAUUGUUUUGGCUGCUGAGACGCAUGGCACUGGGGACCUCAUCAAUCAAUUGCGCGCUUUGGUACAACGCUGGUCGGAAGCUGAGAUUAAGCAACCUGUCAAGUGGUUGGCUAAGGAACAAAACAUGACCAAUGCUCAGUACCUUGCUCAGGCCCGGAAAGAGGCUCGUGAUGUUGACGCAGGAAUUGCUCUGCGUAAAGGCACCAAAAGCUGCUUGGGUAUCAUAGGGGUUCAGGAUCAAAACUCUUCGCAAGAGCUUCUUGUGAAGCGCUGGGCUGCCAGAGGUGUACCUGCCAAUUGGAUACCCUCACAAUUUGAAGACACUCUCACGAAGCAUGGAUGGAGGGUUCUGUCGGAUGCUCAACCCCCGAACAACAAAGGUGGUAUUUGGACGUAUAAAGGCGCCCCCCCCAAAGAUUCCACGGAGGCUGGCAUGAUUUUAUGCCUUAAAAAUGGGAAGCAGAUUUUGAUUAAUCCCUGGGUUGCCAAGACCAAAAAACCGGUUUGUACGCCUCUGCAUGCGAGAAAAAGCUGGCUCACUGUCGUUGCGGGAACCAAUGACAGCAAAGACAAGGAGCAAGAUGAGCCUAUGGCUCCUACAAUUCCUGACCCUCCUGAGGAUGGUGCUGAAGCCACAGAGGGAGGUGCUAUGGAUGAUGUUGGAAAGACCGGCAAAAGAAACACUGAUGAAAGGCAGGUUAUCAACACACCUCCCAAGCACAAAGUGCCAAAGACGGUCCCUGGAGGUUUUGAUGCUUUGGAUGAUUCUUCCGCUUUGGGCCCUUCCAAUGUUCCCAUGUGGGACCUUGGUGGGGCAGGUGAUUGCGGCUUCAGAGCAUUGAGUGCUCAGGUUGCUUUCAGGAAUAAAAUGGAGCUGCCAGAAAUAGAGCGCAAGAUCACCAAACUUAGCCUCUCUCUCCGAGCAAAAGCUUGUGCGCAACUUAGCUCUCAAGAUGGUUGGAAGGCAUCUUGGUUUAACGACCCGGAAGCCACCGUUCAGACUGAGGAGUUGGGACUCGAUGAAGAAGAGAAACAGGCUAAUCUUAGCUUUAUAGGUGUAAGCAAGUGGCUAAGGCCGCCAGAGGAUGUUCGCAGUGCUGCUUCUUCUAAGGCUCGGAUCAGAGCCAUUCGUGAGCAUUGCAAAAGGCAUCCUGGGGAAAACCCGAAAUCCUUGGCUGACAAGAAUUCCUGUGGUAAACCUAAGCUGGCUGUGCAGAAGGCUCGGACGGAUGCCUGGGCUCAGUUUCGCAAGAAAAAGUUUCGCACGCACACUGUUGUUCAGGACCGUUUUGCUUGUAUCCUCUCAGGUUUGGUCUCUGUGGCUUGGCCAAAGAAUAGGAGCGGUUUGGCUUUUCUGGUGCACAAAUCUGUCAGACACGUUUUAGCUUCUGAAAUCACGCAUCAGUGUACCCAGCUCCUGGGUUUAUGGCUUGAAGGGCUACACCUCAUUAAUUUCUAUUUUCCUCCCGAGCACGGUGCUGUGGGUGCGGAAGCUUUGGGCCUUUAUUGGGCCGCUGCUCACAUGCGAAAACAUGUGUGGUUGGCACUGGGUGAUGCCAACGAGGAACCUCACAAUUCAAUCAUUGCCUCCUUUUUUACGGCUCAUGGCGGUACCUUGGUUCCUGGACAAAACGCCAGCACAAGAUGGAACGGUCGACGGAUCAUUGAUUGGGCUUUCCAAAGUCGCCCAGUCGUAACCCGGCCGCAGGUGAAUCCCUGCGCAAGCUGCGUAGGAACUUGGCCAGAUUUCAUGAGGUGGUACGUCAGGUUCAACGUCACGGGCACGCUGAUCCCGCUCUUCUUAGACGGCUCUGGCCUGAAGAAGCUGCAAACAUAUCGCCUCAUGAUGCCCUGUCAUGAACUCCAGUUCCUGCCGCUGAAAGCUAUCGUUAGUACUUUGCUGCUUAAGCGUUUGAACUGGCCUGUUGAGAUUUGCGAUCUUCUCUAUGAAGCCUGGGGCCAACAACACCGUUGGAUCAGCUGGGAAAAUGAAACGUUGUCUUUUCCAGUUCACGCCCCUGCCACACCGCAGGGAUGUCCCCUUGCGCCUCUCCUGUUGGCAGUGUGGACAAGUGCAGGUGCUAGGGCCACUCAUGAUGACCGGUGCACUUUGAAAGUGUACAUGGACGACAGAACCUUGCAUACCUGUUGUUGGGACGCUGUGAUGUCCCAGAUUUCCAGGUGGGAAGCUUGGAGCUUAAGCGUUGGCCUUAAGGAAGGUCCUGAAAAGACCAAAGUGAUUGCCAAAGGGAAAAAACACCUCGAUUUACUGGCCAAGGGGCCUCAAAGUUGGAUUGAAACUGACAUGCGCAUGCUUGGUGCUGUAACUGUAAGUCGCAAACGUGCUUACCAUCAGGUUGAGAAGGACAGAAUUGACAAAGCUCAUUUGAGGGCUGUUCUCUUCAGAAGUGUGGGUCUCCCUUGGGAGCGAGCCUUAGAAGCAUACAAACUGUUCGUCCUCUCUGUGCUCAACUAUGGUUGGCUUGCCCAACCUCCCACGCAGGCCACGGCUGACAAGUUCUUUUCCUUGUUUAACCAGGCGCAGUUCCGUGCCUGGUUGUGCCAAAAACGACGAGUUAGCACAUCGCGACCUGGGCUGCCGGUGGUUGGGCAACGGGUUGUUCGACGCCAUCAAGGUCUGCAGGUAUCCCCAGGCUAUGUUGGUGCAACGAUAAUCCGAUACAACAA